GUAAAUUUAAGGUAAGAUGGCGGUUGACCUGACGUGACCAGCUGAACGUUUCGCAGCUGUAAACAGCUCGAAAUCAUCCCAAAAUCCCGAUAUUAAGAAAUCUUUGGACAUUUUUUCGAACCCCUUGGUAAUAUAUACAAGGUCUGAUAGAAAGAGAUAAAGUUGCUGGUAACCAUGGCAAUGCGUCAGCUGGUGGAGGGGGAGUGCGGAGGGGCUAACCCCCUGAUGAAGUUAACCACACACUUCACUCAGGACAAGACUCUGAGACAGGAGGGGCUCAGGCCGGGCUUUCCUGCAGCGAGGGGACUACCUGUGACACCUGACAGAUUUGCUGAAGCCUCAGAGGAACAGUUGGUGAAUGAGUUCCUGGCUGACCAGCGCAGCCAUGCUGCCCCAACAACCUUCCGUAUGGACGCUCUUAUGCAGGAGAUGAGAGAAAUUGAAGAUGCUGAGAUGAGAAGUAGACUUGCUCAAGCUCCAAACGUAGCAGACCUUGCCACUGCUGCAAAUUGGGCUGAUGAGUACCUGGCAAAGGAAGGAACAGACCUGAACGACUCGGACUGGUCCAAGGAGUUUGUAGAUGAUCCUAUCAGCAGAUAUGCAGGUCCAGAUAUUCUCCCAUUGGAGCAGGCUGAUGCCAAGUGGGCCCAUGAGUAUUUAGAACAAGCAGAAGAUAAAACCUGGACAGAAGAAUUUGUCAAAUUAGAAGAUGAAGCAGAUACAAAGUGGGCCGAAGAGUUCACGGAAAAAGAUAAUGAACUUGCCAGAACAGCCAAUCAGCUUCUGCAGUCCAUAGACGACCCUAAAUUAACCAACUCUGAGUUCAUGAAGUUUGUGAAGAAGAUAGGCGAGGGGGAUGUCACAAUAGAGGGGAACCAGGUUAUAGACCAGACAGCUGACAGGGAAGCUGAAAAGUGGACAGAACAGUUUGCUAGAGAACAGGGUUGGCAGCCAGGUACAGAAGAGGAGGAGUGGGUUCAACAGUUCCAACAGGACCCAGAUGUGUUAAACUUUGACACUGACGAGGCCAGACAACAGUUAGAGGCUGGCAGUGACUUCUGGGACAAGUUACAGGAGGAGUGGGACCAGUUAGCCCAGCAGGACUCCGCCCAUCCCUGGCUCUCAGACUUUGACAAUGCUGUAGACACUAACAAGGAAUACACGUUUGAGGAGGAGAACCCACUGAAGGACCAUCCUGAUGCCUUUAAGGAAGGCAUGGAGAGGUUGAAGCAGGGAGACCUGGCCAACGCUGUGCUGCUGUUUGAGGCAGCUGUACAGAGGGACCCUGAACAUAUGGAGGCGUGGCAGUACCUGGGUACCAGUCAGGCAGAGAACGAGCAAGAACAACAUGCCAUCAGUGCACUGAAAAGAUGUCUGGAGCUGCAGCCUCAGAACCUAACAGCCCUGAUGGCGCUGGCAGUCAGCUACACAAACGAGUCCAUGCAGCAGCAGGCCUGUCAGACACUCAAGUCCUGGCUGGCCAACACCACCAAGUACAGCGACCUGGUUCCACAGGGGGCAGAGGCAGCAGGGGCAACAGCCAAAGUCAGCUCCCUCAUGUCAAGUGAGCUACAUGAUGAGGUUCGAGAUCUGUUCAUCCAAGCGGCCAGGAGAGCGCCCAAGGACAACAUUGACCCGGACGUGCAGUGUGGUUUAGGGGUGCUGUUUAACCUGUCUGGGGAGUAUGACAAGGCUGUGGACUGUUUCAACGCUGCCCUGGCUGUCAGACCUGAGGAUUCGUUGCUGUGGAACAGACUGGGCGCCACCUUGGCCAAUGGGAACCGUAGUGAGGAGGCGAUCCAGGCGUACCGGCGCGCCCUGCAGCUGCGCCCGGGGUUCGUACGCAGUCGGUACAACCUCGGCAUCAGCUGUGUCAACCUCGGAGUCUACAAGGAAGCAGUAGAACAUUUCUUGACAGCCUUGAACAUGCAGAGAGCGGGGAAGGGUCCGAAGGGAGAGGCAGCACUCAUGUCAGAGAACAUCUGGAGCACGCUUCGCAUGGCGAUAUCGCUCAUGGGGCGGCCGGAACUGUAUGCGCACUGCGACCGCAAGGACCUGGACGCACUCAACAGCGAGUUUCGUCUGCACGAGGUGGAAGUCUAGAUCUGAGAAGCGCUUUUCCGCCAUAUUGGAGGAAGAACCAACUGCAUCAUACAGUGAUUCCCACAAGAGAGAGACUCAGAGUUUGAAGGGACUGUACAGUAUUUGGGGUACGACCAAUACUGUUUCAAGUGUGAUCUGUAUUUAUAGGAGGGGACUCUGGAAGUAAAAUAAGUAAACAUCUGGGCACAAAUCAUGAAAAAGGGCAAAGGCUUGAUGUACCAUACUUGUCAAAAUUGCAAUUAUGUUGUACAUGUACCUGUGUUCCUUAGGCCACACCAAUUUAAUUUCUUGGUUAACGGAUUUUUCUAGAAAAAUAAUGGAGCGGG
Messenger RNA from Branchiostoma belcheri (Belcher's lancelet), 2429 nucleotides. Its product is annotated as peroxisomal targeting signal 1 receptor-like. Gene Ontology annotation, molecular function: protein binding. The transcript has 17 exons. Lineage: Eukaryota; Metazoa; Chordata; Leptocardii; Amphioxiformes; Branchiostomatidae. Bases 175 to 2103 code for a protein of 642 amino acids. Gene Ontology annotation, biological process: protein import into peroxisome matrix, docking. Gene Ontology annotation, cellular component: peroxisomal membrane; cytosol. The record is from RefSeq and is a predicted model, not a curated record.